CAGCGCUGGAUCCCAGGACUCGGUUCUGCGCGACUGCUCUGACUCCCGCCCGCCUCCGCGGUGCGCGCCGGGGGUGGUCCGCAGCAGGGUCCGCUCUCCGCGCCAGGUGCGCCGCGCGCCCGGCUCAGCCAUGUCGUCCUGCAGCCGCGUGGCGCUGGUGACCGGGGCCAACAAGGGCAUCGGCCUCGCCAUCGCGCGCGACCUGUGCCGGCAGUUCUCGGGGGACGUGGUGCUCACGGCGCGGGACGUGGCGCGGGGCCAGGCGGCCGUGCAGCAGCUGCAGGCGGAGGGCCUGAGCCCGCGCUUCCACCAGCUGGACAUCGACGACCUGCAGAGCAUCCGCGCCCUGCGCGACUUUCUGCGCAAGGAGUACGGGGGGCUCAACGUGCUGGUCAACAACGCGGGCAUCGCCUUCAAGAUGGAUGAUCCAACACCCUUUGACAUUCAAGCUGAGAUAACACUGAAGACCAAUUUUUUUGCCACUAGAAAUGUCUGCACCGAGUUACUGCCAAUAAUGAAACCUCAUGGGAGAGUGGUGAAUAUCAGUAGUUUGCAGGGUUCAAAGGCUCUUGAAAACUGCAGUGAAGAUCUGCAGGAAAAAUUCCGGAGCGAAUUACUCACAGAGGGGGACCUUGUGGACCUCAUGAAAAAAUUUGUGGAGGACACCAAAAAUGAGGUCCAUGAGAGGGAAGGCUGGCCCAACUCAGCUUAUGGAGUGUCCAAGUUGGGGGUCACGGUUUUAUCGAGAAUCCUGGCCAGGCGUCUGGAUGAGAGAAGAAAAGCCGACAGGAUUCUGCUGAAUGCGUGCUGCCCUGGGUGGGUGAAGACAGACAUGGCCGGGGAUUACGGCUCCAGGACUGCGGAGGAGGGGGCUGAGACCCCCGUCUACUUGGCCCUCCUGCCUCCGGAUGCUACUGAGCCUCAGGGUCAGCUGGUCCGGGACAAAGUUGUGCAAAACUGGUGAAUAUCUGCUUUGGAGCUUAAUGCUUAAUAAAUGUUGGUAGAAUGAGUGACUGAAUGAAUGAA
Messenger RNA from Carlito syrichta (Philippine tarsier), 1026 nucleotides. It is a transcript of the gene CBR3, whose product is annotated as carbonyl reductase 3. Lineage: Eukaryota; Metazoa; Chordata; Mammalia; Primates; Tarsiidae. The record is from RefSeq and is a predicted model, not a curated record. Gene Ontology annotation, molecular function: carbonyl reductase (NADPH) activity.